GGGUUCUCCCUCCGUGAUCAUCGCAUCCAUGAUCCAGGGAGAGAGAGAGCAGUAAUGGCGGCCGGGUAGCUCCACACACCAACACCGCGUCCGCAAUUAGCCGCACUCACCGCAGCCCUCCGGGGGCAGCCAGCUUCACACACCGCGGCGGAGCCAGCGCGACAGACACGGCGUGGAGACACGGGCUUAAGGGUGGCCGGGAAUCCUUCAGCGGACCGUAGCUGCCUGGGACUUUCCUUCUACUUUUCUAAAAAAAACAAAACAAAACAAAAAAACAUGGACGAGCACCCCGGCGGAGGAGGGGUCGCAGCGGGCAGCCCGCGACAGCCGCCGCCGCAGCAGCAGCAGCAGCAGCAGCAGCAGCAAGGGAGCAACAGCAACGCUAAUCCGCCGAUCGGAGGCGGCGGCAGCGGAGGAGCCAUGGUGCCGCACCAACCGGACGAGAUGCCCCGGCCGCAGCAGCAGCAGCAGUACACGAUCCCCGGCAUCCUGCACUACAUCCAGCACGAGUGGGCCCGGUUCGAGAUGGAGAGGGCGCACUGGGAAGUGGAGAGGGCCGAGCUCCAGGCGAGGAUAGCGUUCCUCCAGGGGGAAAGGAAAGGUCAGGAGAACCUGAAGAACGACCUGGUUAGAAGAAUAAAAAUGUUAGAAUACGCUUUAAAACAAGAAAGAGCAAAAUAUCACAAGUUAAAAUACGGAACAGAGUUAAACCAAGGGGAGAUGAAGAUGCCAAGCUUUGAAUCAGACACCAAAGACUCAGAGGUCUCUGCUGUUCCUGCCAACAGUCAGCUCACCUGGAAACAAGGAAGACAACUACUCAGACAGUACCUGCAGGAAGUAGGAUACACAGACACCAUCCUGGACGUUCGUACUCAGAGGGUUCGCUCUCUGCUUGGCCUGUCAGGCUCUGAGCAGAACGGAUCUGUGGAGAACAAGAACCUGCAGCACCUGAUCAACGGGACGGAGCGCCGCAAGGACAGCAAGAGGAGUCCAGGUGAUGUUCUGGAGACUUUUAACUUCCUGGAGAAUGCAGAGGACAGCGAUGAAGAAGAGGAAGAGGAGGGAGACCUGAUGGACGACAUCAGCGCUGACAAACACCACCGAGCCAAGAAACACAAGACAAAGGUGGGGAACGAGGGCUUGGCGUCGGAGGACGACGCCGACACUGAGGAGGCUCUGAAGGAGUUUGAUUUCCUGGUGACGGCGGAGGACGGAGAGGGAGCAGGCGAGGCUCGGAGCUCCGGAGACGGGACCGAGUGGGCGGAGCCUCUACCGUUUCCUCCCGGAGGUGGGAAGUCCUUCCUGUUGGGGGGGUCGGACGACGUGUUGGAGAGCGUCCUGGGUUUGGGCGACCUCGCUGACCUCACAGUCACCAACGACGAAUCAGACUACAGCUACGACCUGCCGUCCAAUAAGGAGUCUUCGUUCAGGAAGACGUGGAACCCGAAAUACACACUGCGGAGCCACUUCGACGGCGUCCGAGCGCUGGCCUUCCACCCUGUCGAGCCGUGUCUGGUCACCGUGUCUGAGGACCACACCCUCAAACUGUGGAACCUCACCAAGACCGUCCCUGCCAAAAAAAGUGCCUCUUUUGAUGUGGAACCCGUCUACACAUUCAGAGCCCAUGUUGGUCCAGUGUUGUCGUUGACGAUGACGUCCAGCGGUGAACAGUGUUUCAGUGGAGGCAUCGACUCGACCAUCCAAUGGUGGAACAUCCCCAGCUCUAAUGUCGACCCCUACGAUACCUACGAUCCCAGCGUCCUGGCAGGGUCAUGGUUGGGGCAUACGGACGCCGUGUGGGGAUUGGCUUACAGCGGCAUCAAAAACCGCCUCCUGUCCUGCUCGGCCGAUGGAACGGUGAAACUGUGGAACCCGACGGAGAAAAACCCCUGCAUCAGCACUUUCAACACAAACAAGGAGCACGGUGUCCCCACGUCGGUGGACUUCAACGGUUGUGACCCCGCCCACAUGGUGGCCUCCUUUAACAGCGGAGAUGUGGUGGUGUACGACCUGGAGACUUCCCAGAAUACACUUGUGCUGAAAGGGCAGGGAGAAGGCACCCUCCCAGGAUCGAAUCACAUCAAUAAGGUGGUCAGUCAUCCCACGCUGCCGGUCACUAUCACCGCUCACGAAGACCGACACAUCAAAUUCUACGAUAACAAGUCAGGUAAAGUGAUCCAUGCCAUGGUGGCUCACCUGGAUGCAGUGACCAGCCUGGCUGUGGAUCCUAACGGGAUCUACCUGAUGUCUGGAAGUCACGACUGCUCUCUGCGUCUAUGGAACCUCGACAGUAAAACAUGCGUCCAGGAGAUCACAGCUCACCGGAAGAAGAGCGAGGAGGCCAUCUACGAUGUGGCCUUCCACCCCUCUAAGGCCUACAUCGCCUCCGCCGGAGCCGACGCCCUCGCCAGGGUCUACGUGUAGAAGAAGCAGAGGACUGUGGGGCGAGAGACAGACAGCGAGAGAGAGAGAGAGACGGGCUACUCUGUUCACACAGACAGUAUUCAGGUCUGUUCAGGUCACUGAACACAGAAUAUAAAUUAAUGAGAGACUGGAGGUGACGGGAUCUCCAUCAGACAACUGAACACACACACACACACACACACACACACACACUGUUUAGGGUAGGAGGCGGAGGUUUGUUUCCCGCCAACUGACUGAGGAAACUAAGAGACGUUCAGCAGCAGAAACACAAACGUUGUGCAAACGUUGUCUAAACCCUGCAGGUCGACACUGAGCAGCUCACCUGUCAUGUGAUGUUGCCUCCGUCUGCAGAGUCCUGAACGCUGCUCUGAUGACACUACAUGAAUCCCCCCCACACACACACACACACACACACACACACACACACACACACCUCCUUCGCCUCGUGAUAACACUAGUCUGAGCCCGCAGACAUAAAGGAAAAAUCCCGCCAAAAUCAGUCAUGUUCUUGUUUCUACGUUCAGCAGUUUUUUACCUUCUUCUGUGGUGGCGACGUUUCCUGCAGCUUCAGUUUGUGGUUUGACAGCAGAGACAGCUUUCAGAGAGCUUUGUUCGUUCUUUGCUGUGAAUGCGUUGACGCUGAUGGCUACCUUUCCAGUUUGUUUUUUUAUUUUUAUUGUCUUUAUUUGAUAGCAAUGACGGGAAAGAGGUGAUUGGAAACGAGGGACGGACUUUCAUGGUCAGCACGUUAACCCUGAAGGCUUAACGAUGCCAUCAAAUUCACGGCAAGUUUGAGUCCCCACGUAAAGUCUAACUGGCUGCUCGGACAGAAGCAGACGUGAAGUUAACAGUUAAUACAAAGGAACAUAUUUGUCCACUCACAGGUUCACACUCUUCACUCGUCUUCAACACGACGAGUGUCAGCUGUUGGCCAGUUUGUUGACACUACGUGAGAUGACCUCUUAUCUCAUCUGAACGGCUGCUCCUAAUUACAGCUGUAUAACGUGAAUACAGCGUUACUUCUCUGUGAUUCAGUAGAAGUUAAUUGAUUUAUUUUUUGAAAUUACACAGCCAUACAUUUUGGGGUCCCUAACAGAGAAAAGACCCACGGUGCAUUGCAGCAGCAGGGCCGCUUUCAUUUCAAAACUUCUUUGCUUUUUCUCUUUUACUUCAACUGAAGAAUUGGUGCUUUUGUUUCUGAGCGUUCGCACUUGUCAGUGGUGAAUAAACGCAGUGCUGCGAGUUCCUCCUCCGUUAUUGAAGAUUUAAGUAUCUUUUUAAUGGUGCAAGAUGUGUUGGCGUCUGUUGGAAAGUGGAAAGUCUCGUGUUUCUGUGCGUCGCUGCUGCAAAACAUGAAAAAACAUCAGACAUGUCUCCUGAUGGUUGUCAAAAGACACUUCAAGAUAAUAGUAGAAAUCAACAGCCUGAAGGGAAACUACGUUCACCUAAGAGUAAAAGAAAACGGUUUAAUCAGUGGAAUGUGGCACAUUAUGAACUGAACAACAGAAGAACAUCUGAGGGGGAUUUUUCCUUUAAAGCUUCGACCUCCAGCUGCAGCAGAGUAAGAAGAAGAAGAGAAUCCAGCUGCUUAUAACAAAGGAACAGAACAUUUGGUGUUUUAACCCACUGUGGUUUUGUUGUAUUUAAGUUUUAAUCUGAACCAAAGCUUCAGGAAGAGAUGUUGACGUGUCUUAUCUUUUUUACAGCCCCAGUAAGGAAAAUAAUCAAAGAAAUUUAAGAUUUUAAAAUAUGUCAAGUAAACUGAACAUUCGCUCUGGAUUUUGUUUCUAGAGACGGGUUAAAAAUCUGAUAUUCUGUUUCCUGUCUCUCGACGAGGUGUGAGCUGAUUUGGACGUCUGUCCUGACAUCCCUUAAUACACCCCCACCUCAGCCCCUGGUGGGCCAAUCAGAGCCCUGCGUUUCAAACCACCGAGGUAACGAGCGAAGGAUUAAGACGUCAGCGUUACUGUAGUUGCAUAUGGACGUUUUCUGUUUGUGUAAAAUAAAUCUAGUUUUUAUAAUCGUUUUUAUAAACGUGGAAACGUCUAGUUAACGGCACCGAGGACGAUUCUGGUUCCUCAUUCCCGUCAAGUCCUGCCAUCACGACGCUCAGAGGCCCCGCCCUUCUACUUCCUUUUUUCCUGUCGCAUGACAAGCCACGCCUCUGUCGGAAGAUUUCACAAAAUGUAGAAAGUAAAGGAGGGAGGGAGGAGCUGCUGAGGAGUGUUGAGACUCGGCCGAGGAGGAGGAUGGUGCUUGGUGCUCUGAUGGUGAUUGGUGUCAGCACCUGAACGCACCACAGUGUCGGUGUAAACGGCCGAUGAUGCUGCAGUAAAGGUCUUGUUUAUGGAGAAGCUGCAGGUUUGAGGCUCAUCGAGGAGCCUGGAAACCCCACCGGUUCAGGUGGAGGUGUCGCCCCUCUCAGCUGCUGCUCCUCCUCCUCGUCUUCAUAUCACUGUGUGAGUUUUCACUUUGAGUACAUUUUCUUCAUCACAGCUGAAGUUAUUUAUAUCAUUAAAUGGUUUUUAGUCUCGUCCUUACAAGAAGAAGAACCGGUUUGAGCACCCAGGAGAAACGGUCCAAUCAGAGGCCUCCUGGGGCGUGUUUUUGAAGACAAAGCUGCCAUCUGAUUGGCUAAACAUCCCUACCUGCUCUGACAGGCAGAGCUUUUCUUUAUCGUUGUGGUUUGUUCUCCACAGUUUCUGGUUUAAUUACAUUUUUUUAACUGAAGGGAUUUGUAACUCAAGUUGCUUCUGAUUGAUCACAACAGAAUCUUUUAUUUUGGUUUUGACCCGCGCUACAACUUACUGUGUAACUAAAGACUUUUUUUUGUUUUUGUUUGUGUAAUGCAUGAUUAAUACAACAAAAGUAUUUUUUCUAGUCUUCCGGAAAAAUUGAGGAAAAAAGUUCUGAUCAGUUUGCGAGUUUUGUAAGUUUUUUUUUUUUUGUUUUUUUUGAUUUACAAACUAUGAAACAGCAGAUUUUAAAGAUUGUACCACAUAACAGAAUACAACUGUAUAUAAAAUGUCUAUAAUAACUAUUAAAUGGUGUACCUGUACAGAG
Molecule: messenger RNA, 5487 nt
Organism: Micropterus salmoides (largemouth bass)
Lineage: Eukaryota; Metazoa; Chordata; Actinopteri; Centrarchiformes; Centrarchidae
Gene: strn3
Product: striatin, calmodulin binding protein 3
Exons: 16
Coding region: 277-2424 (715 amino acids)
Cellular component (GO): dendrite
Molecular function (GO): armadillo repeat domain binding; calmodulin binding; protein phosphatase 2A binding
Source: RefSeq, a predicted model, not a curated record